CGCUUUGUCUCUACUUUAUUUGACAAAAAGAUACAGUCAGAGCUAGAAAACGUUCUAGGUGUAUUACAAAUACUCAUAGAACAAAAGAAGGUCCAUAAUCUGAUAGAAGUUGCCGGUGGAGUACCACUACCACCACGACAAUUAACAACUUCUUGUUCUGAAGAAUAUGGUGUGUAUGGUAGAGAUAUUGAUAAGGAGGAGAUAUUUAAGAAGUUGCAAUUAGAUAAUGCAAAUGGUGAUGAGAUAUGUGUUGUUCCUAUAGUGGGCAUGGGUGGGGUUGGUAAAACAACCCUUGCUCGGCUUGUAUAUAAUGACAACCGAGUAAAGGAGAAUUUUGAUCUCAAAGCAUGGGUUUGUGUUUCAGACACAUUUGAUAGUUUUAGAAUAGCAAAAACUAUUCUUGAAGAGAUCACUUUGUCUAACUGUGACAUUCAUAGCUUGAAUUUGUUACAAAUUAGAAUAAGAGAGAGCUUAAAGGGAAAGAAGUUUCUCCUUGUUUUAGAUGAUGUUUGGAAUGAGGAAUAUAUUGCUUGGGAUAAGUUAGUUACAAUACUUAGAUGUGGGGCAAAAGAGAUCAAAAUCAUUAUUACAACACGUAGUGAAAAUGUUGCGACAAUUGUGCAGCCUAUUUCAAUUCAUCAUCUAAUGCAAUUGUCUGAUGAAGAAUGCUGGUUGUUAUUUGCAAAGCAUGCAUUUAAGAAUGGAGAAUUGAAUUUAGAUAAAGAACUAGUUGGUAGAAAAAUUGUUUGUAAGUGUAAAGGUUUGCCUUUAGCUGCAAAAGCAGUUGGGGGUAUGUUGCAAUCUAAACAAGACCUAAGAGAGUGGAAUCAUAUUUUGGAGAGUGAUAUAUGGGAUCUACCAGGAGGUGAAAGUAGUAUCCUUCCAGCUCUAAGAUUGAGCUACAACUACCUCCCAUCACAUUUGAAACGAUGCUUUACUUAUUGCUCAAUCUUUCCAAAGGAUUUUGAAUUUUCAAAGGAGGAGUUAGUCUUGUUGUGGAUGGCAGAAGAUUUAUUGUUGAAACCCAAGGGAAAUGGAAGCAUGGAAGAAAUAGGUGAACAAUACUUUGAUGAGCUAAUAUCGAGAUCAUUUUUUCAACGAUCAAAUAAUGAUGAACUAUGUUUCAUAAUGCAUGACCUUUUUAAUGACUUAGCAAAAUUUAUAUCUGGAGAAUUUUGUUUUAGGUUGGAGAUUGAUAACUCACUUGAAAUUACAAAAAAGAUGCGUCAUUUGUCAUAUUUUCCAACUAAAUUUGUUGUCCCUAAGAAAUUUAAGGAGUCUUAUGAAGCUAAGAAUUUGCGAACAUUCUUGGGACUAAAAUCGCCAUCUACGUCAAAUUUCAGGAUUAAUUUUAUAUCAACAAUGGAGAUAAAUGAUUUGUUAUGCACAUUUAAGUGUUUACGAGUAUUAUCAUUGUCUCUCUACAUAUUAAUAAAUGUGUUGCCCGAUUCUGUUGGAAAUUUGAAACACCUUCGCUAUUUGAAUCUUAAUGGCACCUUUAUCAAAGGCUUGCCUGAUUCUGUGUGUGGUUUGUAUAAUUUGCAAACCUUGUUAUUGAGGAAUUGCUGUUCCCUCGUAGAGUUGCCA
Molecule: messenger RNA, 1587 nt
Organism: Quercus robur (English oak)
Lineage: Eukaryota; Viridiplantae; Streptophyta; Magnoliopsida; Fagales; Fagaceae
Product: putative disease resistance RPP13-like protein 1
Exons: 1
Biological process (GO): defense response to other organism
Molecular function (GO): ADP binding
Source: RefSeq, a predicted model, not a curated record